Messenger RNA from Hevea brasiliensis (rubber tree), 1063 nucleotides. RefSeq names its product protein DOG1-like 4. The record is from RefSeq and is a predicted model, not a curated record. Lineage: Eukaryota; Viridiplantae; Streptophyta; Magnoliopsida; Malpighiales; Euphorbiaceae. Gene Ontology annotation, biological process: DNA-templated transcription. Gene Ontology annotation, molecular function: sequence-specific DNA binding. Bases 205 to 960 code for a protein of 251 amino acids. The transcript is spliced from 2 exons.
GCAAAACCAUUUCCUUCUGUGUAAACCUUACUUUUAUUUUCCGAGAAAAGAAGGGAAACAAACUUUCAAGAGAGAAACUAUUAUCCAAUCAGAAAAUCUUCUCAUCUCAUCCAAUUGUUGGCCGCUCCAUCCUUCCACACUUCCACUCAUCCCAAAGCCUUUUCCUUCCCUAAAAAACAGAGUCCUUUCUCCACCUCCGCGCAUAUGCAUCAAUCAAAUACACAAACAGAGCUCAUCGUCUCAGACUUCACCACUACCGACAUGGGCAGCACCACCAGCUUCGGUCGUUUUUACGAGACCUGGUUCGACCAGCUCCACCACCUGGUGCAUCAACUGAGGCAAGUCCCCAAGCCUCCCACCACCCAAGACGAUGCUACCCAUCUGUGUCUCCUUGUCGACAAGCUCGUGAAUCACUAUGCUGAGUACUACAGGGUGAAGUCUGUGGCCGUUGAGCGCGACGUUUUGUCAGUGUUCACCGCCUCUUGGGCUUCCUCACUGGAACGGUCGCUCCACUGGAUCGCUGGGUGGCGACCCACCACUUUGUUUCACCUUGUUUAUACAGAGUCCAGUAUAAUGUUCGAGUCUCAUAUAAUUGAUAUUCUUAGAGGGCUCAAGACUGGAGAUCUUGGUGAUCUAUCACCCAGUCAAUUUAGGAGAGUAAGCGAGCUGCAGUGCGAGACAGUGAAGGAAGAGAAUGCAGUAACAGAGGAACUAGCAGAGUGGCAGGACGGUGCAAGUGAGUUUAUGGGGUCAUCCUGUUGCUCAGAUAUCGAUGAUAAGAUCGGACGACUGGUGAGGAUUGUGCUCAAGGCUGAUGAUCUAAGGCUAAGAACAGUGAGGAAGGUGGUGGAAUUUUUGACUCCACAGCAAGCUGCUGAAUUCUUGAUUGCUGCUGCUGAGUUGCAGUUUGGCAUCCGCUUCUGGGGAAGGAAUGAGGAUCUUCAUCGCCAUUCUCUCUGAUCAUCGAUCUAUUUCAUUGCCUCUUCCACCUCCUAGUGCUUGUUUUUGGAAUUUUGGACUGAUGUUUUCUGAUCAAAAAGUAAUGAAGGAUUCAUAUUUGCAA